AUGGAAUUUAACAUGCUCACAAGUGGCUUCGACUUCUUUGUGUGUAUGAUAUUGAGGUAUACCUUUAUUUUUACUGGAUUGAUAUUGGUUGCUUCGAAACUACCUACAGAUUUGUUCUUCUUGGUAUUUACAAGCUAUGGAGUUUGCUCGAUCUCGUUUUCUUUGGUCAAAGUAAGUUAUUUUUAUUGUUUUAGAUUGAACGUAGGUCAAAUUGAGUUUAAGGACUAUAACUUCUUUGAAGUUAUUGAUUUUAGUAGGAUCUUUGAGGAUAGUUGACAAUGGCAAUGAGCUAUUGUUGUGCAAAGUUCUGAACGUUUCUUUCUUUUUUAGAAAAAUUUAGGGUUAAAACUGUCUUGACUAAUUCCUCUUGUAUUAUCUUAUCUUGCUUUCAGCUGCUAUGCUUCUCAGAAUGGCCGGAUCAGCUGUAUUUUAUUGGAAUGUGGAUAAGUAUUUUCUGGAACAUCCUUGGGUCAAUCUUUUCAGCUGCCGCCUUUCAUUUCCUUAUCAAGAAACGCAUGUUUAAGCCAAAUUACGAACGAAUGGAAGAGGAAGAAGAGCAAGCAUCGGAUGAUGGUGAACCAGGAACAAGUAAUGCGCAAGAAAAGCCUGAAAAGGUCACCAGGAAAUCAGUUAUGUCUCACGUCAAGUUUUUGCUCAGAUAUGCAUUAUUGUACUGGAAGUGGUUCACUGUGGCUUGUGUGUUUUUGGUCAUCUACUCUACUGGUAUGUUAUCACUUGAAUUUUAGGUUUGAAUUGUAAAGUUAUAGGUUCAAUAUCUUGAUUUUUAGCUAGAAUCUUUAUUCCGUUCUACACUGGGAAGGUAAUUGCCAGCAUUGUUUAUCAGGAUGAGGCAUCGAAGAAGCAUUUCUAUUCGCUGGUCUUGACUAUGACUGGAUUUAUGGUUGUUUCGUAAGUUUUUUUAGCUUUUUACAUUUUGUUUCUUGAUUGUUAAGCUUCUUUUUUCAUUUUUAUAUUACAAUACCUUUUUAAAAACAUAAAAUUCCAGUACGAUCUGUGCCGGAUUCCGAGGAGCCUCCUUCUGCUGGGGUGGAGCAUUGGUCAAUAGAACAAUGAGAAGAGACCUGUUCAACUCCUUGAUUCGUCAAGAAAUCGCCUUUUUCGAUAAACUUCAAACUGGUGCCAUUCUUUCUCGUCUCACAACUGAUUGUCAAACAGUCACCUCGAUUCUGGAGUUGAACAUCAACGUUUUCAUGAGGAACACUGUAAUGCUGAUUGGGUCUUUGGUGUUUAUGUUGAGUUUGUCAUGGAGAUUGACUGUGGUUACGUUCAUUGUCAUUCCUCCAGUUGGUGUGUUCACUAAACUUUAUGGACAGUAUUACGAUGUGAGUUUUGAGAAAGAUACGGCCUUAAAAUUUUGUAAAGUCGAAAAAAAAUUUUAAAUAUUUGAUUAUCAAUUUUUUUCUGUACACGUAAAAUAAACCCAGUAGUCUUCAGGCGUUUUAUCACUUAUUUGCCUUUUUCAGAAAUUGAGUGAAGGGGUCCAAACAACAUUGGCCGAAGCUAACCGAACAGCUGAAGAAUGUCUUGGAACGAUCAGGACAGUACGAGCAUUUGCCUGUGAACAUAAGGAAUCGAACCGAUUUGAAGACAAAUUGGUUGAAACUUUGGCCAUCAUGAAGGUAAUAUUAUGGGUUUUGUAACAUAACUUUGACCUAUUGUAUAAUUUUUCUCUAAAAAAGGAUGUGAAAAUACGAUGAAAACAUUAAUUUUUUUGUUAAAUUAAUGUUAUGUUAAUAUAAUUUCAUUUUUACAAAAUUGAUCAAAUAUAAGUUUUUUCUUUUUUCAGAAGAAGACCGUAGCUUACAUGGGAUAUGCCUGGUUGAACGAGCUGUCCGAGAACGUUGUACUGAUAGCUGUUCUUGUCUAUGCUGGACACUUGGCAAUGAAUGGACUUUUGACCAUCGAACAAAUUACUUCAUUCUUGCUAUAUCAACUGCAACUUGGAGAAACGUUUUAUGUAAGUUGUUAUUAACCUAACAGGCAGGGCGAUAUACGAAUUGAUUGAACUUUGGUCAUGAAUCAUACUUGCUUUGGUACUAGGAACUAAACUUACACUCUGUUAUUAACCUUGCUGUUUUAGAGUUUGAACUACGUAUUUUCUGGUCUAAUGGAAAGCGUGGGAGCUUCAAGGAAGGUAUUUGAAUACAUGCACAAGGAUCCAGAAAUCCCAUAUGAUGGAACUGUGGAAAAACCAGUCGAAGGCCAGAUUAAAUUUGAAAAUGUCAACUUUGCCUAUCCUACCAGGCCGAACUCUGAAGUUUUGAAGGUUUGUUUUAACUUUAUCAUUCAUAUAGCUAUAGCUAUCGUAAGACUUCAUUGUUCACCGCUUUGAAAUUUAAUUUUUGGUUACUUUCGAUGAGUCAGGCUUUUGACUAUAACAUAAAUUUCCAGGGUCUGAACUUGUCCAUCAAUCCAGGAGAAACCGUAGCCCUAGUAGGACCAUCUGGAGCCGGCAAAUCCUCAAUAAUCGCUCUUCUAGAAUACUUUUAUGAGAUUGGAGGUGGGAAGAUCACUUUAGAUGGAGUCAAUAUUCGAGAUUACGCUCACAAAUACUAUCAUCAACAAGUGUCAUUGGUCAGCCAGGAACCAACUUUGUAUUCAGGAUCAAUUCGCUACAAUAUCCUCUACGGCUGCGAGGAAUGGGCUACUGAUACGGACAUGAUUGAAGCUGCCAAACUGGCUAAUGCUCAUGACUUCAUCUCGGAAUUGGACGAAGGUUAUGACACAAAGUGUGGCGAGAAGGGAGUUCAGAUGAGCGGUAAGGUUUUUCAAUUUUAAAAUUUUUUUAGACUCGGGUCUAUUUUUGACUGUAGUUUUAAUUUUUUAUUUCAAAUUAUUUUUUUUCAGGCGGCCAAAAGCAACGUAUAGCUAUCGCUCGAGCACUGGUACGCAAACCAGCUGUCCUAAUCCUAGACGAAGCCACAUCAGCCUUAGACGCGGAAUCUGAAUACAUUAUUCAAAAAGCCCUGAAUCAGUGUUCAGUUGGACGUACUGUAAUUGUGAUUGCUCACAGAUUGAGUACGGUAGAAAAAGCGGACCGAAUCUUUGUCAUCAAAAAAGGACAGGUCAUUCAAGAAGGCAAUCAUCAAAGCUUGAUGGAAGUCGAGGGAAUGUACCGUCAAUUGGUGAAACGUCAACUUCUGAAUGGGGAGAGCAGCAAGGAUGAUUCUGGAGUGGAGGAAGUGGAUUCUCCUAUAUCAAUGAAGCAGGCUCCAGGGAUGACUGGCAUGCUAAAGGAUGUGGAGCAAGUAAAUGAACUUGAUCUUCAGGAGUCUCAAGCUUAA
Bursaphelenchus okinawaensis is the source of this 3305-nucleotide messenger RNA. NCBI's taxonomy places the organism in Eukaryota, Metazoa, Nematoda, Chromadorea, Rhabditida, Aphelenchoididae. The record is from the annotation of a GenBank genome assembly.